This is a messenger RNA of Aureococcus anophagefferens, 488 nucleotides long. RefSeq lists its product as hypothetical. The annotation marks the transcript as partial. The transcript has a single exon. Lineage: Eukaryota; Pelagophyceae; Pelagomonadales; Pelagomonadaceae. The record is from RefSeq and is a predicted model, not a curated record.
AUGCGCGCGUCCGCCAGCGCACCCGCGCUCCACGAUGCGGGCAGCAAGCACGUCGACGGCCGCGCGCGGCGCGGCUCCGUGGGCCUCGCCGGCGGCGCCGCGCCCGGCCGCGCCCGGCGCGGGUCCGUGGGCCUCGCCGGCGCGCCGACGGCGGGCCACGCGCGGCGCGGCAGCAUCGGCGUCCCCGGCGCGUCGGAGGGCGAGGGCCGGCGCCAGUCCGUGGUCACGGGCGUCGACGACCCGUCCGGCGCGCUGCGCGCCGCGGCCAAGAUCGGCACGCGGCGCAAGUCCGUCGUCGAGGACUCGGGCGCGCUCGCGGCGGCGCGCCAGCUCGGCGAGGAGCGCGGCGUCGGCACGGCGCGGACCUUCGGCACCUUCUCGCGCGGCGGCCGCUACGGCAAGGGCGGCUGGGGCGCGGAGGCCGUCGCCGCGGAGCCGCUCGGGGUCCUCGACGCGCUUUUCCAGCUCAAGGCGCCCGUGACCGACGA